Molecule: messenger RNA, 3511 nt
Organism: Linum trigynum
Lineage: Eukaryota; Viridiplantae; Streptophyta; Magnoliopsida; Malpighiales; Linaceae
Source: the annotation of a GenBank genome assembly
CUGAUUGUGCGCUCCAUUACUUAGCAUGUGCACGAAGUAUCUAGUAACACCCCUAACAAUUGCCCCCCAAGCUGGUGGUGAGUUUUAACUCAUCGCUAGCUUAUAUAUAUAUAUAUUGGUUAAAUCUUCGUCGGUAAUUCUGGGUGGAGCCCUAUGUACCCCAGUUACCCCCUAGCUGGUGGCGCGUUUGACUGACGCGGUGCCAGCUUCUUGCGUCUUGCCCCCCAGUUGGUGUAUUCCAUUAAGGCGUGUAGCCCCCCAUUAGCGCCAUUAACGCUCAGGCAAGUAAAAUAUUUCAAUAUUUAAUAAUGAUAGAGGGACAGAGUACUUAGCUUUAUGUUGGCGAAGCGGAUCGAAAAGUUGUUAAAAUAAGAGUGGUGCGUCUGAGGAUCACAAGGCGCUUGUACAGCCUACUGGUGAUGUUACUUGUCUGGCGGAGGAGGGACGCGAGUUCAAUUCCUGGCGGCGGCAAUAAUAUUUUUGACGACUUUUUGUUCCGUGGAACUGAGUGGGCGCGAAUAGUUCGUGACUAUUGCGACUUUUGUUCCGUGGAAUUGAGUGGGCGCGAAUAGUGCAUGACUAUUGCUAUUUUUUGUUCUUUCGAACUGAGUGGGCGCGAAUAGUGCGGGACUAUUGCUAUUUUUUGUUCCGUGGAACUGAGUGUGCGCGAAUAGUUCAUGACUAUUGCGACUUUUUGUUUGUUCCGUGGAACUGAGUGGGCGCGAAUAGUGCGGGACUAUUGCUAUUUUUUGUUCCGUGGAACUGAGUGUGCGCGAAUAGUUCAUGACUAUUGCGACUUUUUGUUUGUUCCGUGGAACUGACUAGGCGUGAGUAGUUAAACAUCAAAUGUCGCGCCAUUGAAACAAAGGCCUCGCACGUAGCCUGCUGGUAAUAUUGCAUUCCAGGCGGAGGAGUGGCGUGGGUUCGAACCCUCGCGGCGACAACAAUUAUUUUUGAAGACUUCCGCGCGUUGGGCCAGAAGCAGAGCGGGGCGCGCUGGUGGGUUGAUCUGGACGCGGGCCGGGGUUGGGCCAGAAGCAGAGCGGGCCGCGAGUUGGAGUUGAGAAACUUUAAAAUAGCGCGCUGCACCUUUGAAUCACAAACAAUGUUUGUAGCGUACUGGUAAUGUUGCUUGGCACGCGAAAGAGUGACGCGAGUUCGAACCUUCGCGAUGACAAUAAUAUUUUUGAUGUGGCGCCUGUUGGAUGAGUGACGCGAGCCCGCAAGUGGAGUCAGGGCCGCGUGAAGGAUUGGACCUGGUGCGGCGCGGGCUGGUGGAGUGCGCGGCACGGGCCGCGACUUGGUUGGGCCGCGCGGGCUGGUGGGUCGCGCCUGGUGCGAUGCGUGACGCGAGCCCGCAAGUGGAGUCAGGGCCGCAUGAAGGAUUGGGCCAGGUGCGACGCGGGCAGGUGGAGUGCGCGGCACGGGCCGCGACUUGGUUGGGCCGCGCGGGCUGGUGGGUCGCGCCUGGUGCGACGCGGGCGGGUGGAGUGCGCGGCGCGGGCCGCGCGGGCUGGUGGGUCGCGCCUGGUGCGACGCGGGCGGGAGGAGUGCGCGGCGCGGGCCGCGCGGGCUGGUGGAGUGCGCGGCGCGGGCCGCGACUUGGUUAGGCCCCGCGGGCUGGUGGGUGCCUGGUGAGGCGGGCUAGAAGGAGGAUAUGGGCCGUGAGUUGGAUAUCGGGCUUGGGUGGAGCCUGUUGUAGCGAGCGGGCUGAAUUUGCAGUCAGGCGUGCCAAGGAUUUCGGCGGAAGGGUGGUGACGCAUAUUGGCAGAAGCGGACCAGGCCAAAUGUUAAGUGGGCCGUGGGCUGUAAAAGUGGAUUUCCGGACAUGAGAUGCGGUUGGACGCUGGAGUGGGUCUGCAUUGGGCUGUACAUGCCAAUCUCUGCCCGCCGCCUUGUGCCGUUGUGCGCUUAUUAUCUUUGAAACGCAUCCUAUUCCAUACCGUUUUGAAUUUUCCUCCUUGACUCCGGGUGCAGUUGUCCCCACUCAUUGCCUUCUUUUGGCUGGUGCUUCUCGACGCUUUUGGUUGCCUUCCAUCUUUUUUCACUUUCAGCACUUCUUUUUAUUUAUUCAUCUCCCUCUUGCGCUUAGUGACUCUCUGUUAGCAGAAUUAAGAGCGCUCGGCACUUUCUUCUUACGGCAGUCUCUGUUUUGGCCGUAUUUUGCGGCCCUCAAACUUCACGUGAUCUGUGUUCUUUGGCGUUUCCCCCAACUCCAAUCGGAAGCGUUCUCCCCCUCGAAAGCGUUUCCAUCAUUGGCGUCUGCCUCGAAAACCUCGUCCGCCGCCUCGGGAAUUCCACUCUUUGGGGAGAGAGAAAGUGUGACUGACAAACUGAGACAACGGUCUUUUCUUUCUUAAUCGACUGGGCUGUCACUGUAGAUGAGCAGUGGGAGAAGUGGUGAUGUUUACUGCUCCGCCUGAGCUCCGGCGGUCGGAAUCUGGAUUAUUGCGAAAAAGCUCACGUCCAUUUUUUCUCCUUUUUCUUUUUGAUUUUUGAGCUUUUACGUUGUCUCCGACUAUGAACGAAAGUAGCAUGGUCCUGGGCUAUUGAAGGCCCGAUUAAUCUUCAGUUUGCCUCUGUCCCGUUUUCCCAAUCUGCAAAUCUUCUUCCGUGGAAGUGUGCAAGUCUGGUUUCUUUUUGUUUCUUCUUUCUUCGCCGCUGUAGGGAGUCAGAAUGGCAAGUAAAAGAGGAAAGAUCGCGUCACCGGCGUUGGCAGAAAAGAACGAUCGGGUGGCGCUUGACGACGGCAGCGAGCUGUGACAGCAGAGGCGAGAGCCGGGUCGAUUGAGAAUGAUUGAUGGUGACAAGAGUGGGCACCAUUAACAUUGGUGUCCUCGUUUUCUUGCUCGUAGGGGUUCAACAACCACUGUCUUCGCUUCAAGUUGGAGGAAGAAGUGAUUUAUUCCCCAAAGCCCCCAGAGUUGGACCUUUCAUGUCCUGCUUCUUUUGUGCUUCCUUCUUUCUUGCUUGAUUUCUGUAGCUGCCAAGAUUCUGUGCUUUUCGAAUUCUGAGGGUCUCCCCUCCUUCGGAAACCGAAUGAAUGAAUCUCCAAAUCUGCCCCCCCCCCCACGGUGGGCGCCAAUUGUUUGUGCCAACUAGCUCGUGGCAGGAACAAUAAUGAUUGUCGGUGUGGGUUGACUCGUCAUCCGUUCUUCCGAUCUCGUCGGGAGGGAGAGAACCUGUGAAAGAGCCGGGGUUGCCCCCCGGAUUAAGCUCUGACGAUCAAGUCAGUGUAUGUUUGUGGAGAGAGUUGAGAGAAUAGAUAGAGAGAUAAAGUGUAGAGAGAUAUGAGAAAGUGGAAAGUCAGGGGAGAGGAAAGAAGCCCCCUUCUUUGGAGGGCUUCAAGCCCUUAUAUACCUGUAGCGGAUACCGAGUAUUGCCAUUGCUGAUUGUGCGCUCCAUUACUUAGCCUGUGCACGAAGUAUCUAGUAACACCCCCAACAACUAUGAAGCAAUAAUAUUUAUUACAAACUAUAGGUGACUGGUUCUAUAAAUUUUAGUCAGGUUA